Messenger RNA from Phaedon cochleariae (mustard beetle), 3070 nucleotides. The record is from the annotation of a GenBank genome assembly. NCBI's taxonomy places the organism in Eukaryota, Metazoa, Arthropoda, Insecta, Coleoptera, Chrysomelidae.
UAGAUCUCGAAGGAUGUUAUCUAAUCCAAGCCUUGUUUUGUGUACUCCAAUGUCAUCUAUAUAUACGAAUAUAUAUAUAUUCAUCAAUACUUCGUCAUAGGUAUUGUUAAUCAUGAAAGUCGCAUUAGUGGUUCUUGCACUCUUCGGAGUAGCUCUAGCAGCAUCCAUUGACAUAAGUGAAAUCCCAGAAUUCAAGAACAUCCAUGUGGAACCGAUCAACCAACCAGAAGAAGAUGAUACUCCUUCGCUACAAAUCAUCAACGGCCAAGAAGCUGUUCCUCACUCUAUUCCUUACCAAGUCUACUUAGUCGGAAAAGGAGGAGGAUCUAGUUGGUCUUGCGGUGGAUCUCUCAUCACCGAAAGAUACGUCCUCACUGCUGCUCAUUGCCUUCAGGGGGCUUCAUCUAUUCUUGUCACUCUCGGGGCUCACAAUCUCGUCAAACCUGCUGAAGGUUCUUUGACUAUACGUGGCAAGACAUGGGUCUUUCAUGAGAAAUUCGACGAUAGACAAAUAGACAACGACAUUGGUGUCAUUCAAUUGGAUAGGGCUGUAACCUUGACAGAAAGCAUCCAAUUGGUUCGUCUUCCUUCUCUAAGCGACGUUGGAAUCAAUCUCGAAGGGCGCAAUGCAAGAGUGAGUGGUUGGGGUCUGACCGACGGAGCAGCUGGCAGCACUACCAAUGUUCUUCGCCAAGUGAAUAACACCAUCAUCUCUAACAGCGUAUGCGAGAAGUCGUUCGUUAUACUGAAAGAUACUGAAGUUUGUCUCUCGAGCGCUGGUGGUCGCUCUGCUUGUAAUGGUGACUCUGGUGGUCCACUGGUCAUCGAUAAUGUUCAACAUGGGCGCAAUGCAAGAGUGAGCGGUUGGGGUCUGACCGACGGAGUUUCGAGCACCACUACCACCGUUCUUCGUCAAGUCAAUAAUACCAUCAUUUCUAACGGAGUAUGCGGAAAUACUUAUGAAAUAUUGAAACCUACUGAAGUUUGUCUCUCAAGCGCUGGUGGUCGCUCAGCUUGCAGUGGUGACUCUGGUGGACCAUUGGUCAUCGAUAAUGUUCAACAUGAACCCAUCAACAAACCAGAAGUUGAUCCCUCGCUGGAAAUCGUCAACGGUCAAGAAGUUGUUCCUCACUCUAUCCCUUACCAAAUCUUCUUAGUCGCAAGUGCCGGAGGAUCUAGUUGGUCUUGCGGUGGAUCUCUUAUCACCAAAAGAUACGUCCUCACUGCUGCUCAUUGCCUUGAUGGGGCUAAAUCUAUUCGCGUUACUCUUGGAGCUCACAAUCUUGCAAAACAUGAGGCAGGUACUGUGACCGUGAAUGGCAGGUCCUGGGUCAUACAUGAGAAAUACGACAGCACGAACAUAGACAACGACAUAGGAGUUAUUCAACUGGAAAGGAAUUUGACCUUGACAAGAAACAUUCAAUUGGUUCGUCUUCCAGCUCUUCGUGACGUUGGAGUCAAUCUCGAGGGUCGCACAGCAACAGUGAGUGGUUGGGGCUUGACCAACGGAAUUUUCCAGACCACCACCGACGUUCUGCGCAAAGCCAACAACACCAUCAUCUCCAACAGAGAAUGCAACGAUGCGUUCGGAAUAGUGCAACCUACUGAAGUUUGUCUCUCAAGCGCUGGUGGUCGCUCUGCUUGCAGUGGUGAUUCUGGUGGCCCACUGGUCAUCGGUAAUGUUCAACAUGAACCCAUCAACCAACCAGAAGUUGAUCCCUCGCUGGAAAUCGUCAACGGUCAAGAAGUUGUUCCUCACUCUAUCCCUUACCAAAUCUUCUUAGUCGCAAGUGCCGGAGGAUCUAGUUGGUCUUGCGGUGGAUCUCUUAUCACCAAAAGAUACGUCCUCACUGCUGCUCAUUGCCUUGAUGGGGCUAAAUCUAUUCGCGUUACUCUUGGAGCUCACAAUCUUGCAAAACAUGAGGCAGGUACUGUGACCGUGAACGGCAGGUCCUGGGUCAUACAUGAGAAAUACGACAGCACGAACAUAGACAACGACAUAGGAGUUAUUCAACUGGAAAGGAAUUUGACCUUGACAAGAAACAUUCAAUUGGUUCGUCUUCCAUCUCUUCGUGACGUUGGAGUCAAUCUCGAGGGUCGCACAGCAACAGUGAGUGGUUGGGGCCUCACCAACGGAAUUUUCCAGACCACCACCGACGUUCUUCGCGCAGCCAACAACACCAUCAUCUCCAACAGAGAAUGCAACGAUGCGUUCGGAAUAGUGCAACCUACUGAAGUUUGUCUCUCAAGCGCUGGUGGUCGCUCUGCUUGCAGUGGUGAUUCUGGUGGCCCACUGGUCAUCGGUAAUGUUCAACAUGAACCCAUCAACCAACCAGAAGUUGAUCCCUCGCUGGAAAUCGUCAACGGUCAAGAAGUUGUUCCCCACUCUAUUCCUUACCAAAUCUUCUUAAUCGCAAGUGCCGGAGGAUCUAGUUGGUCUUGCGGUGGAUCUCUUAUCACCAAAAGAUACGUCCUUACUGCUGCUCAUUGCCUUGAUGGGGCUGAAUCUGUUCGCGUUACUCUUGGAGCUCACAAUCUUGCAAAACAUGAGGCAAGUACUGUGACCGUGAAUGGCAGGUCCUGGGUCAUACAUGAGAAAUACGACAGCAGGAACAUAGACAACGACAUAGGAGUUAUUCAACUGGAAAGGAAUUUGACCUUGACAAGAAACAUUCAAUUGGUUCGUCUUCCAGCUCUUCGUGACGUUGGAGUCAAUCUCGAGGGUCGCACAGCAACAGUGAGUGGUUGGGGCCUGACCAACGGAAUUUCCAAGACCACCACCGACGUUCUCCGCGCAACCAACAACACCAUCAUCUCCAACAAAGAAUGCAACGAUGCAAUCGGAAUAGUGCAACCUACUGAAGUUUGUCUCUCAAGCGCUGGCGGUCGCUCGUCUUGCAGUGGUGAUUCUGGUGGCCCACUGGUCAUCGGUAAUGUUCAACAUGGUAUUGUGUCCUACGGACCUUUAUACUGCAUGUCCGCUCCAUCUGUUUUCACCAGAGUCUCGUCUUAUCUCAACUGGCUGAUUAGUCACUCAGAAUGGAGGCCAGAAGAGAUAAGGUUGGAUUAA